This is a messenger RNA of Ambispora gerdemannii, 462 nucleotides long. NCBI's taxonomy places the organism in Eukaryota, Fungi, Glomeromycota, Glomeromycetes, Archaeosporales, Ambisporaceae. The record is from the annotation of a GenBank genome assembly.
AUGCGUCGCUUAUCAAUUGGGGUCGUCGUUCUCACGGUAUUCAUAUUAAUAUUAUACCUCACCGACCUCUCGGUUGACAUUGCAACCCGAGAAAAACUUGUGGAUAGUUGUAACCGCAUAAUAGAAGAGGAACAAUUAGACAGUGACACGAUUAGUUGUAAACGUGUCGUGAAGAUAUAUCUGAUUAGAGAAGGCAUAUUCAUGUUCCUCUUCGGGAUGAUUCAAGUUUACUUUUCUCGCGUCGUGUUCCGUUUUGCACGUUCAAUGAGUAGUAUAUCUCAGUAUCCAUAUCCUCUCUCCAAGGAUGGUGACGAUCUUCCACCAACUUACUUUGUCUAUGCAUCGCAGGGCGUGCCAACAGCUGAUAAUUGGGUACCACCUCCAACCUAUAAUGGCAAUCCUAACAAUAUUGCGGUGACCUCGGACACUAAAUAUGCAGAGAAUGCUGUGAAUCAUGCCUAA